Molecule: messenger RNA, 1047 nt
Organism: Peronospora belbahrii
Lineage: Eukaryota; Oomycota; Peronosporomycetes; Peronosporales; Peronosporaceae
Source: the annotation of a GenBank genome assembly
AUGGCCCUUGAUGUGGAAGGUAAUAAUCAGUAUGCACUUACACUACUGGGUGGUGAUAAUGGUAGUGAUGAUCAGUACCAAGUCUCUACUAAUGGUAACAAUAGUCUAACUAAUCGUCCGUAUACUAAAACCACGUCUAAUGUGGACAAUGAGCAAAUGCGGACUGAGAUUGUACGUCUAGAGAAUAUGUUGGCCAGUCGCAUUGCGGCCCGUGCGAAUCAGGACAAGUCAAAUCUCCCGCUAGAACGAUCGAGUAAGAUUGAAAAGUACGUUGAGGUUAUGGAACUGACUAAAUGUCUUCGUCGUCAAAAGGAGUUUUUGCUAAGUGAAAACCGCAAGCGUCAGCGUUUUGCUGAGAAGAUUCAGCAGGCUAUGCCACCUUCAACUGAUAGCAUCCAGUUUAUGAAAAAUGUCAAAUGCCCGCCAGAUGAAGAGCUGGAGAAAGUGUCUCGCGAGGCUUUUUUGGAGAUGAUGGGGUAUCAAGUGAGCGGAGAGGCUGCGACGUACAUGGGUUGGAAGACGAAGCGUGAGUCCAAAUCCAUGUACAUGCACACAUUUUCGGAGAAACGUUUUGUUGGUGAAGACAUGGCGCGCAUCUUUGAUGAGACAUGGAUGAUGUUUUACGAUGAGACCCAGCAAGAACUGCUGCACCGUCGACGAAGCAAGUUUUGUGUUUUAAGGAAGGUGAAUGACGAUAUGUACCUCACGCGCAACAUUCAUCAGUUUAUUGGCGAGAGCUUUCCACGCCAUGCAAUGACCUUGGUGUGCCGCAUUUUGGUUGACAAGAACAAUUUCGUCAUCAUCAGCAAGUCGGUGAUGCCGCCUACAAAUGAUGCGCAACACUUAGUGUGGACUGAUGAGUGCUACAUGUGGAAAUUUGUGAAGCACGUUGAUGCACAGAACGGGUUUGACAUUUCGAUCCGUGGCAAUUAUGGCAGCACUUCGGCGGUGGCAGGUAAUCGUUUACCUAUGCUCGAGUCCUACUUCCAGCUUGUCGACUGGGAGUCGCUGGUCAUUCACCCGAUGUUUGACUUUACAGCAGCGUAG